CUAUUUUAUGUUUGGCAUCUAGAAAUCCAUUUAGCUUUAAAUUAUCAAUAAACAGGCUUUUUUAUUCUUCUAUUAACACAGUUCAAACAGGGAUAAAAGAGUACAUGUUGUAUCUACAUGAAAAUGAGCUCUCAAAAUUUCUUGUCUGCUUGGAUUUUUCUCAUGGUUUGGUCCUUGAUUGUAGCAGUCAUCAAAGUGUAAUGGACUUAUUGAAAUGUACCAAUCUUCAUACACUGAAGUGUCCAAUCCAGUCAGUUGAUACAUCAAUAAUUUUAAGCCUGAGCAAGAAGAAGCUAAUGAACUUGUAUCUGGUCAAUGAUGAUUAUACACAAAAUAGCGGCUUUUAUGAAAAACUGUUUUUGGAUUGGCAGAAAAUUAGGAAGGAUUUGCCCGAAAGCAAGAAAGAAAUAUUCAAUGUACACUACAUUUUCAAAAACCGAGCCAUGUGCCAUGAAGACUUGCACCCUAAUCCAUUUCUCAAAUCUCUGAUAUUUGACAACCUUUCCAGUAACAUUUCUGCCAAGCUGCUCCACAACAUUGCAGACUUGUAUGGUGCCACAUUGCAGAAUUUAGCUUUUUGCAGCCACUAUUGGGAGUUUCUGAUGCACUUUUCAGAUCUUGGCAAAAUUAAUGAAAGUUUUAAAUACUUAGGUAAAAACUGUGUACAGCUGAAAUCAUUUUUAUCUUGUUUGUCACUUCCAUCUUCUGCGCUUGUAACUUUAGUCAAGACGUCCAGAAAGAUGUCAACAGUUCAAGUAUUUAAAGAGAACAUUAGUUUGGCACCAUCUGACAAACCCGAAGGCGUUUUUAAACACAAAAUGGCCCAGGAAUUAGGAAUACCUCAUUGGGAUAUGAUUAAAAAGGGUGCUAACAUUUUCAAAAUUCCUAAUGCUGAUUGCAGACUUUUGUUUGCAAAUUGUUUCAAUGAAUUUUAAUACUUUUGAGAGCAAAAUUAAACUACAAUUGCUAAGCACUUUUAUGUAUCGAGAGAGUGUCAUGACUUAAAACUUUAAUGUUUUAACAUCUACAUAAAAUAAAUAAAUAAGUGAUCAUUUUUCUUGCAUCUUGCGUGGCA
This is a messenger RNA of Lymnaea stagnalis (great pond snail), 1075 nucleotides long. NCBI's taxonomy places the organism in Eukaryota, Metazoa, Mollusca, Gastropoda, Lymnaeidae. The record is from the annotation of a GenBank genome assembly.